Messenger RNA from Australozyma saopauloensis, 750 nucleotides. RefSeq lists its product as uncharacterized. The transcript has a single exon. NCBI's taxonomy places the organism in Eukaryota, Fungi, Ascomycota, Pichiomycetes, Serinales, Metschnikowiaceae. The record is from RefSeq and is a predicted model, not a curated record. The coding region runs from base 1 to 750 and encodes 249 amino acids.
AUGCGCAAGGAACUCGCCGAGAUCAUACGUGGGCUCUCUUCCAGAUCAUUGCCAGAGAUUGGUCUGGCCCUCACUGCCCUCGAAGCGUAUCUAGCAUCGCUUUCGCCGAGCCUAGAGCAGUUCAGCAAGACCAAUACGCUUGAUCUGCGGCUCAACGCGCUCAUUGCGCUUCAGGAUUCGUUCCAGUAUAACGUGGUAUCGCUGCUUCUCGAGGCCUUGGCAUAUCUCGGCCAGAGCGCGUCUCCAGGCGAGACGUCACAGCUUCUAUUACUCAACCAUUGCAUGUGUGGGAUGCUCUUGAUCCAUAGCGAUUCGCGCAGAUUGUUCGAGCGGCGUACAAACAUGGACCUUGUGUUAUCGCUCCUCGAUAAGCUGCAUCCCUUGUGCACGCCGAAAGUGUGCAUCUCGGUGUUGUCGUUGUUGGUGCAUGUUCUCGUCAAAUCCUCCGCCAAUCUUCGAGUGUUUGAGGCUGCGGAAGGAUGUAAGAUCGUCAGCCAGCAUCUACAAGUAAUCAGUGCCAGUGCUGGUGAGACUGAGCCUGGAACGGAGGAUCUUUCGUUGAAGGUGGUCGAGUUUUUCAUUUUCUAUCUCACCGACGAAUCGGGCCUUGAGGGCCAAACACGUUCUAUCAAGUAUAAGGCCGAUAUUCUCCGGCCACACUUUGCCGGAAUCGACGAAUUGCUCCGGAACCUAGAGGAAAUCACCACUUUGAAGGCUCCCGCUGCACACCAUCUCAUGAACGGACCAUAA